Molecule: messenger RNA, 1804 nt
Organism: Postia placenta MAD-698-R-SB12
Lineage: Eukaryota; Fungi; Basidiomycota; Agaricomycetes; Polyporales; Adustoporiaceae
Exons: 4
Coding region: 98-1732 (544 amino acids)
Source: RefSeq, a predicted model, not a curated record
CACGCGUACAACCGUAGACAAGGCGGUAUACUACCCUGACCGGGCGCCAUCACUUUUUCAACAAUUGUGAACGUGGAAAGCAGCUAUUUCCACGGACAUGUUGUCUGAUCUCAAGCAGAGAGCGUCGAAGGCGAAGGAUGCCAGCGUUUCCAAGAUCACUCACACGCGGGACCAUAUGAAGAGCCAACCCAGCAAGAAAUUGGACUGGGAUAAGGCACCGCCCCCUCCGCCCCCACCUGUGGUCCGUCCAAAGAACCAGUUUGCUCCUCCACCCUCGAGAACAUCUUCGGCAGUGUCUCAAAGCAGCAGUCAGUCAGUGAGCAGUCCGCCUGUGCCACCCCCUGCAAUCCCAGGCCGACCGCCCCCUGUGCGGCGACAAACGCGCCCAGAUAGUGUCUCUCCACCCAUUCCCUCGGGCCCUCCACCCAUUCCGCCAACUCGAUCAGUGUCGAGGAUUGUAUCUGCCAGAGUACACGAGGAGCCCGAAGAGAUUGAGGAAGAUACGAUUGACUGGGCGAACCUGUCUCAGGAGGACAAGGACGUGUUCUUCAGCUGGCUGGAUGAAUUCUUUGCCAGAUUUCUCAACUCUCCGACACAGCCGAGGAGCGCGCACGGAUCCACCAAGACCAUCCAGAAGCCCGUGCAGUCGCCCCAGCCCGCUCCUAUAGCGCCGAAGCCGCAGUUUGCCAACAAAGGCCCUCCGCCAAUCCCGAAGUGGACUCGUCCCUCACAACCUUUCCCUGCACAGGAAGCGGCUAAUGAUGAAGAACAACUUGAUAUGUCCUACCCACCUGCAACUCAGCAUGGCUCAUCCGCUCUUGAUCUCGCGUACUACUUCUCGCCUUCGACGUACUGGGACUCAGAUUGGUACGCUACAGACAACCCGUGGUUUGCCCCGCCCCUCAAGGAUCGCAAAGAUACUCGCCGCGCUGGGUAUAUGGAGCACUCGGGUGAUGCGAGCGGUAUCUCCAGGAUUGUGUUUGGUGGCGUGCUCUUCGCAGAUCUGAGUGCUUGUUGGUACUCCGUCACCUUCCCGCAUAACACACCGACGGACCCUAACGACUCGCGCACUGUAAAGCGAGUCGCCCACUAUCUCCCGCGGCCAGCCGCGAUGGAUCGUGAAGCGCUGCUGGAGGCUCACGAGACGUACGGCGAGACCAUUGCGGCGUUCGCAGAGGGCUUCGUUGACUCAGGUGAAUACUGCGCGCGGGGCGAGUGCUGGGACCUGGCGAACCAGGCGCUAGAAUACUGCUCGCAGUUCGAUUACGUGCCGAAGCCCGUGCAAAGUACGUAUCGCACGCACGGACACCUCAUCUUUGAAGGGAAGGCGCUGGGAAAGGGCAGACAAUAUGGGCGCUGGAGAGGCGGAGAUGACCGUGUGCGCCGAGGAGAUAUUGUGGAAUGGCGCAGCGUGGCCGUUUCGAUGAAGAUGGAUUGGGGCGUAGGCACGGGGAAACUUGGGAACCCGGACCACACUGCGGUGAUUGUGAACGACAUGGUGCCGUCAGUGCAGGUAGCGGACGGGCAGAGCGUCACGCCGGGGGAGCUGGGGAUAUUGGAUGUCGUGGAGCAGAGCGUGAGCACGAACAUCAAGCCUAAGCGUUCGACGUACCUGCUCAGCGGGCUCGAGGCAGGCGAGAUGUGGAUCUACAGACCAGUGAGCAUGAUGGCAUACGUGGGGUGCAUGGUGGAAGCGAAAGUCCCUGAGGGAGUGAACGCACAAACUAUAUAGUUUGGUUUAUUCGUCUGUGAGUUGUUUGUAUCAGUACACGGAUGUUGGUCGUGUCAAGUGCGACAUGCUUCC